Molecule: messenger RNA, 1549 nt
Organism: Eruca vesicaria subsp. sativa (arugula)
Lineage: Eukaryota; Viridiplantae; Streptophyta; Magnoliopsida; Brassicales; Brassicaceae
Source: the annotation of a GenBank genome assembly
CAAGUAAAGAUGAUGAACAGGAAGAUGCUACUCGUUGCAGCGUCGAUCAUCUUAAAUCUCGUUUUGAUCAUUCAUUUUCUUCAUAACAACUCAAGCACAUGGACUCUGUCGUGGACUAAUAGAGCCGCCGAGGAGGCAGAGGAUGCAGCUUCUGUUUCAUGCUCAGGCCACGGCAGAGCUUAUGUGGACGGUCUAGGUGUCCUUGACGGUAAUAAAGCUCCUUGUGAAUGCAACAACUGCUACACAGGCAAAGACUGUUCCUUUCUUCUCCCAGAUUGUCAUGCCGCUGCUAACUCAGGAGACCCUUUGUUCUUGGAGCCAUUCUGGAUGCGAAACGCAGAGGGGAGUGCGGUUGUUGAGUCCGGAUGGCACAGGAUGAGUUAUCAUUUUUACGAAGAUGGCUCAUAUGUAUCAGCAGAGCUCGAGCGGAUCAUUAGGAAGCUGCAUAACGUAGUCGGAAAUGCAGUUACAGAUAACAGAUUCGUAAUCUUUGGAACCGGAGCCACGCAGUUGAUUGCAGCCUCUGUUCAUGCUUUGUCUCAGACAAACUCAUCAUCUCCUACAAGACUUGUGUCUGCUAUUCCAUACUACAACGUGUACAAAGAACAAACUGUCUUCUUUAAUUACGCAAAUCUUAAGUUUGGAGGAGACGCGUCUGCGUGGAAGAUGAGCAAGCACAAUGAUAAUAUGACACAAGUAAUAGAGAUAGUAACAUCUCCUAAUAAUCCAGAUGGGAAGCUGAAAAGAGCGGUUCUCGAUGGUCCUAAUGUCAAAACAAUUCAUGAUUACGCCUAUUACUGGCCUCAUUUCUCGCCUAUAACGCAUCCUGCUGAUGAGGAUUUGAGCUUGUUUAGUCUCACAAAGACUACAGGUCAUGCUGGCUCCAGAUUCGGAUGGGCAUUGGUAAAGGACGAAGCUGUUUAUGAAAGAAUGAAAAGGUAUUUAACUUUAAGUAGUAUGGGAGUUUCAAGAGAUACACAGCUUCGUGCUCUGCAGUUGCUCAAAGUAGUAGUUGGAGAUGGAGGCGAGGGGAUAUUCCAUUUUGGUUAUGAAACAAUGAAGAAGAGAUUGGAGGUAUUAAACAAGACCUUGUCCAUGUCCACACGCUUUUCGCUCGAGACAAUCAAACCUCAGUACUGCAACUAUUUCAAGAAACUCAGAGACUUUACUCCUUCUUAUGCGUGGGUGAAGUGUGAGAGAUUAGAAGAUACAAACUGCUUUGAGAUAUUCAGAGCGGCUAAGAUAAUAGGACGAGAGGGAAAAGUGUUUGGAUCAGAGGAACGUUUUGUUCGAUUAAGUCUCAUCAGAACACAAGACGACUUUGAUCAGCUUAUUGAUCUACUGAAGAAGUUAGUCUCCCGGGAAGUUGUACGAGCUGACUCCAUCUAAAAACUCCAUGUUGUGAUCAGAUGUCUUGAUUUCCAUCAUAUGAAAUAAGUAUUAUGCCCAUUCUAUGACAGCUUUGUGAUUGUUGUGAACAAUGAAAUAUUUUCAGUUCAAUCGUUGGGUAGAAUCCGAAAAACCAGUCCCAAUUAUAUUAGUAAACGUU